Messenger RNA from Clunio marinus, 210 nucleotides. The record is from the annotation of a GenBank genome assembly. NCBI's taxonomy places the organism in Eukaryota, Metazoa, Arthropoda, Insecta, Diptera, Chironomidae.
AUGCAAUUGGAGCUUCGUUCAUAUGGAGGCAUUUCUCAUUCUUUUUUGUUGUUUCUAGUUGUUGUUUUUCAAGCGGAGUUUCCUUCUUUAUAUGAAAGGUUGACUUGUUUUAUGGUUCUACAUAACUUAAAAUUCAUAAAAUUUUAUGAUGUUAAAGGGAACAAUGAGAAAAUUGAAGAUGAAAAGUUGAAUUAUAAUGAUAUUCAAUAA